GGGGAGGGGGGAAAGAGGAGCGCAGAGUGAGAUUGCCGGACGCUCCGGGAGGCGAAGGGGGCGGGGGGAGCAGCGCCGCGGCCGCCGCCGUCUCCGCCUCCGCCGCCUGGGACGAGGGGGUGGGGGACGGACGAGCCCCGAUGCCGGGGGAGACGGAAGAGCCGAGACCCCCGGAGCAGCAGGACCAGGAAGGGGGAGAGGCGGCGGCGGCCAAGGCGGCUCCAGAGGAGCCCCAACAACAGCCCCCUGAGGCGGCGGCGGCGGCGCCUGCGGGGACCACUAGCAGCCGCGUGCUGAGGGGAGGUCGGGACCGGGGCCGGGCCGCUGCGGCCGCCGCCGCCGCCGCUGUGUCUCGCCGGAGGAAGGCCGAGUAUCCCCGUCGUCGUCGGAGCAGCCCCAGCGCCAGGCCUCCCGACGCUUCAGGGCAGCAGUCCCAGGCCGCGAAGCCCCCGUCUCCAGCUCAGGCCAAGAAGAGUCCGCGACUCCUAUGUGUAGACAAAGUUACAACUGACAAAGAUCCUAAGGAAGAGAAAGAGGAAGAUGAUGAUUCUACCCUCCCUCAGGAAGUUUCCAUUGCUGCAACUAGGCCUAGCCGGGGCUGGCGCAGCAGUAGCAGGACGUCAGUUUCUCGGCAUCAUGACACAGAGAACACUCGAAGUUCUAGGUCAAAGACUGGUUCAUUGCAGCUCAUCUGCAAGUCAGAACCAAAUACAGAUCAGCUUGAUUAUGAUGGGGCAGAAGAACAUCAGUCACCAGGUGGCAUUAGUAGUGAUGAGGAGGAGGAAGAGGAAGAAGAGAUGUUAAUCAGUGAAGAGGAAAUACCAUUCAAAGACGACCCAAGAGACGAGACCUACAAACCCCACUUAGAGAGGGAAACCCCCAAACCACGGAGAAAAUCGGGGAAGGUGAAAGAAGAGAAGGAGAAGAAAGAAAUUAAAGUGGAAGUAGAAGUAGAGGUGAAAGAAGAAGAGAAUGAAAUUAGGGAGGAUGAGGAACCUCCUAGGAAGAGAGGAAGAAGGCGAAAAGAUGACAAAAGUCCACGAUUACCCAAAAGGAGAAAAAAGCCUCCAAUCCAAUAUGUCCGUUGUGAGAUGGAAGGAUGUGGAACUGUUCUUGCUCACCCUCGCUAUUUGCAGCACCACAUUAAGUAUCAGCAUUUGCUGAAGAAGAAAUACGUGUGUCCUCAUCCCUCCUGUGGGCGACUCUUCAGGCUCCAGAAGCAACUUCUACGACAUGCCAAACAUCAUACAGAUCAAAGGGAUUAUAUCUGUGAAUAUUGUGCUAGGGCCUUCAAGAGUUCUCACAAUCUGGCAGUGCACCGGAUGAUUCAUACUGGCGAGAAGCCAUUACAAUGCGAGAUCUGUGGAUUUACGUGUCGGCAGAAGGCAUCCCUUAAUUGGCACAUGAAGAAGCAUGAUGCAGAUUCCUUCUACCAGUUCUCUUGCAAUAUCUGUGGCAAAAAAUUUGAGAAGAAGGACAGCGUAGUGGCACACAAAGCAAAAAGCCACCCUGAGGUGCUGAUUGCCGAAGCUCUGGCUGCCAAUGCAGGCGCCCUCAUCACCAGCACAGAUAUCUUGGGCACUAACCCAGAGUCCCUGACACAACCUGCAGAUGGGCAGGGUCUUCCUCUUCUUUCUGAGCCAUUGGGAAACUCCACCUCUGGAGAGUGCCUCCUGCUAGAAGCUGAAGGGAUGUCAAAGUCAUACUGUAGUGGGACAGAACGGGUGAGCCUGAUGGCUGAUGGGAAGAUCUUUGUGGGAAGUGGCAGCAGUGGGGGCACUGAAGGGCUGGUCAUGAACUCGGAUAUACUCGGUGCUACCACAGAGGUUCUGAUUGAAGAUUCAGACUCUACUGGACCUUAGUGGAAGGGAAGACUUUGGGCACUGGGACAGCUCAGACUUUGUAUUUAAAAGAUAAAAAGGACAAAAAAAAAAAUUUAAAGCAUUUAAAAUCUAGUAAAAUAACUGAAGGGCCUGCUCUUUCCAUUGUGGAUCACAGCACACACACCUACACCCACCCUCUUCUCCCUCUAUUGUCCCCUUCAUAAAAUUGAUGUUGCCUUUACCAAAAAGGUAGGCAAAAAAGAAGCAGCUCUUAAAGUGAGGGUUAUCCUCCUACUCAGUUCUAGCCAGGCAGACUUCCUGCUCGCCGGCAGAUCCCUUCUUAAACCUAUAACUCUGAUGUGCUCUGGAUCAGCUUUUAACUCUUGAUAGUAUAUUACUGUCCUCGAAACCCCUUCUCCUUCACUGCUGCCCUAUGGUUCUGGCUUCUACCCACUGCAGCACACUUAUCCCCAAAGUAUCUUACAGUUCUAAUCUCUGGAGGCUGGCAGCUUGACUUGGCACUUUAGGCCCCUUAGCAGGGUGAGCUGUUAAAACAGCACACCUGUCUCACUCAACCCCAUUUCCUCCAUUCCCCGCUGGGUUUCAGAAAGGAAGGAUUCACGGGGACCACCUCCCUCCUGUGACCCCAGCACUUCAGCCCCCUUCCAACACCUCCAUCUGGUUCUCAGUGGUGCUCACUAGCUUGGAAGCAGGCUCCCAACAGGGAGGGGGCUGCCCACUACGUGGUUUCUCUGAGCGUAAGACAGGGCUCUGUAUCAGUGAGAAAAGUCCCAGACUAAUGGCAGAAAUUUGCACUUUGAACAUGUGUGUUUUUGUGUUGUGGAACCUGAGAUUCCUUAUUUAUUAACAAAGUCUGAUUUUUUUGGGGGGGUGGGGUCCUCGUUGCUAUAUUUUGUGGGGCUGGGAGAGAUUAGGUUAUUCUGACAUGGGGUCCUUUCCAUAAAAGGUACUUUUGAAGGCAAGAUAUAGGGUUGAAGAAGCACAGCCAGCCUCUAAAAUCAUAGCUCUCCAGUGGCCUUUAAAGAAAGCUGGUCCUCAGCACUAACAAAAUCACUACAGUAGCCUAGUGCUUUUUCGGAAGCCUUCUUAGGGAAGGAUAUUAGGUUUUUGGUAAUUAGUGCUCUUUGAGUUUUUUAGAGCAUUGCGAUUUAGGAAUUUUGAGGGAAUGAGAAGGAUUGUUCAGGGUCUGAAUUACAGAUAAAAGAUUUUCUCUUGUGAAUUUAUUUUCUUUUUUUGUCCCCAUCAUCUCUUUCUGUACACCUUCCUAUUGGCCCAGUUCUGGCCCCUUGCUUUGUUUUUGGUUUUGCUUUGCUUUAUCAUUGUUUCAUUCCAGCUCCCAAUUAGUGAAGGACACUGCCAUUAGUGAAGAGAUAGUCUAUGACUCAUACAGUUUGAAGUCAAAGAAAAUUAUUCUGUUCUGUUUCCCUUUUACAAAAAUAACACUUCAGAAGAGGAAAGGCUUCCAUAGACAAAGUUAAUAAUCUGUAUGGCUUUGGCUUUCACCUAAAAUUCUGGGAAUUACCACUUCCAUUGAGAUAGGGAUUUUCUUGGGGUGAAUUGCUUAUUACUGGCCAUGGGAGAGGCAGGUGGUGUUUUUGUACAAGUUUAUAACUCCCAGAAGACUAAAAACCUAUUUUGGCUCAUUUUUAGAGAAUUAGAAGGGCAGUUUCCAUCCUUCUGUGUACCUCACAAGCUGGAAUUAAAGGCUUGCCCUAUUCAUUGUUUGUCAGAAAUGUGUGAUGGCUGUUGGAAAGAAUGAAGUUUUGCUGAGAGCAAAAUAAGGAACAGCUUGUUUUUCACAAACACUAAAACUACAAAGUUUAUCAAUUUUCUCUUUGAUUUAUUUUUUCCCAAAAAGAAGGGUAACAAAAUGUCAUCUUUGAAAGAGGCUUACUUUACACCCACUAGUAUCAGUGGUUGGGAUGCCAGGGGAUAGGGAGUCAGACACCUACAGUGAAUAGACUUAAAUGCGCUAUUGUUUCUUUUCAGAGUGUUGCAGAUUUGCCAUCCCUCCAGUGUGGGGGUAGAAAAUGGAGUAAGGAUAGAAGGGAUGUAGAAUAUGCUUUCCUGCCCACAGUAAGGAUUGGAAUUGACUUGGUAUGUUGAGUACAUUUGAAAAUACUAUCAGGUUGAUUGGGUGGGUUUACAACAAAGUUGUUCCACUCCCAUUAUACAUCCAUUUUGUACUCUUCACUAGCUCACAUCUGUGCCCCACACUUGCCUUUGUCUUUGUCACAUUUAUCUUCUCCUUUGUCUCUGUAAGUUGUAUUUGCAGUGGUUAGUCAUCAGAUAUUUUAACCACCUACACAAAAGCAAACUGCAUAAAAAAACUUGAUGAGAUUGAGGGAAAACAUGUUCUUCCCUAGAUCACACUCCCCACCAAAGCAACAAGUUAGUUCUCAUAAUUAGAAACUUUCUGUUCUUCCUCCUUUUGUUUUUUGACCUCUUUAUAGGUACCAUUUGCUUACAGUUGGCUUCAAUAAAUUAUUAUAGCAGUUUGCCAUCAAUCUUAAAAUAUUCUGUAUGGACUUUAUUUUUUUUC
Ailuropoda melanoleuca (giant panda) is the source of this 4386-nucleotide messenger RNA. It is a transcript of the gene ZFP91, whose product is annotated as ZFP91 zinc finger protein, atypical E3 ubiquitin ligase. The transcript is spliced from 11 exons. NCBI's taxonomy places the organism in Eukaryota, Metazoa, Chordata, Mammalia, Carnivora, Ursidae. Bases 141 to 1862 code for a protein of 573 amino acids. The record is from RefSeq and is a predicted model, not a curated record. Gene Ontology annotation, biological process: regulation of transcription by RNA polymerase II. Gene Ontology annotation, cellular component: nucleus.